GUCAGCUGUGGUUGUGUGUGAAUGACUGGGAGUGGAUGGGUUGGGACACACCGGUGCAAGGUGGAGGAAAGAUUGUAAAACAGUUAUUUACUUAGAAGGUUGUGAUUAUUGUGAAGUUUAUGAUAGGCAAAAUGGGGAGACAGAUGUGACAUUUUAGCGAUGAGCGCCAAAAAAACUGUGGAGAAAACUAGCUAGCUGUACCGUAAUGGAAAAAUGAAGAGGCUGAAAUGCAGGUGAUGCUGACUGCUCCGCCCUGUGGUGAGGUUAGCUAGCUUUCGCAGCUAACGCUAUUACUGAUAGAGAGAAAGAGGACGGUGGAACUAGGCACAGCUUACUUUAUCGCCGUGUGACCUAAUUACUGGACUUUUAUACGUUUAUUCUGUCUAAGGAACAAUGCAGCAAAUUGGAUGUGUUCCGUUGCUUUCAUAAUUAUUAUCUUGUCCAUUAAGAUCGCAUGGAAGUGCCCGUGUAGCUACAGCGAGUACAGUAUGUGCUGGAUUGUUUAGCGAGUUAACGGUAACGGUAGCGAGUAAGUACGUUGUUCGAGGCUGUUUUUUAUGUAGAUAGCCGAAAACGGUCGGAUUGUGGACAACAAACUCUGGCCUCCCAGGAUGAGCUGCCUUUUGCAAACGGCUUGUUAGCUGGGUAGCGAUCUUGCAGAACUGAAGCGCAUAUAACAACCGUACUUCUCUGUGGCUGGUCAGCUAACCGCUAGCCUCUGUGCAAGGAACUACUGCAACUCUUCUCCUUGGCUUCUGUGAUGUGAUGAGCACGAUUGUCUGCAAAUACUUUAUUGAGCUCCAGAUCUGAGCCCACCCAUGACCCUGCUGGAGGCUCAUGGAUGAGAAGGCCUUUACCAAGUCCACCAUGGUCUCCAGGCUGCCCAAAUUCGGGGCCCGUCCCCAGGGCGGGGCCAUCGCCGUGGCAAACGAGCCGGUCCAGUCUGGCCCUGCGCCUGAGGGAAAGAGCGCCCCCCAGGGGGGGCAGAACGGGAUCCUCCGCCUGCCUUCCUUCUCCAUGAGGUGGAGGAAAGAGAAUGGGGGUCUCGCUGCCCCGCCCGCCCAUGAUGAACAAGCGGGGCUGGGCAAUGAUGGCUCCGCCCCCCAUUGCCAACGGCAACAGUUACCGACAACGAGGGAGAUCAAAAAACCCUCAGCCCCCACAAUCAAGGCAGGGAGGUUUGCCUCCUCCACAACCCCUGCCAGCUCCAAGCCUGUUAGCCAGAUCCCCAAAGUCUCUCCCCCUCGAGUGGGCCUCAAACCGGGACCAAACCCCCCCUCUGGCUCCUCCAAGCCGGCGCUGAAUGGGCUGGGCGGGGGUGGGGCCGGGGCCGGGGCCGGGGGUGGGGCCGGCGGGCGGUUCGGCUCGGGUCUGCCCCGCCCCCGGGCAGGUUCCGGCUCCACCCCCACCCCCAGCAGCUCUCGGGACAGCCUGUCCCGGUCCCAGGAUAGCCUGAAGACCCUGCCGCUGGACAACAUGGUGCGCUCGCAGAGUUUGACGCUGGUCAGGCAGCUGCCGUCCCCCACGGGCCUGCCCAUCCCCCGCUCCUUCUCCUUUAACAGGGCGGUGGAGCUGGCCAAGCCGCUGGCCGACACCCAGCUGCGCACCAAAACUCCCGUCCUCAAGCACCCGCUGCUGCCGGGCGCGGGCAGGCCGGGCGUGGCCCCCGGCUGCUCCACCCCCCCCACGCCCAUAAAGAAGCUGCUCAUGCCCAACUGCGUCCUGAGCAAGCCCUCGUUGCUAGGUUACAGACUGAGCCGGCCAACUCUGGCCAAGCUGCCCCGCCCACUCGCCCCAGGACAGCCACCGGGUGGCCCGAAGGUGGGACAGGGGGGCGGAGACUCCUCUGUGGUGUCGCCCAUCAGGUCUGAUCCUCUGGGCAUCAGCGAGAGGGUCCAGGGGGAUCUGGGGCCCGUUGCCAUGGUGACAGGCCCUGCCCCUUUGCGGUGCCUGGGGGAGGGGCUUGAGGACAUGUCCCUCUCCUCUGCCUCCUCGCUGGACAGGAACGACACCAGUGAGGACUUCCUGGACGACUUCGACAACCUGGGCGACGGGAUGCUGUUGCUCUCCGCCCACAACGGGGAGGAGCCAUCCAGGCCACACCCCCAGGGCGAUGACAUUGUUCCUGACAAUAGACGGCAGGGUACACCCACCCAGAUGCCCCUGGACGAGUUUCUGCCGGACGAUGUGGACUGGGUGGGGAUUAGUCUGUCAGGCUGCAGGGAUGACCCAGGCCCUUUGGCCCUGUCACCGGAGGUGGACUUCCCCCAUGGCUCCUCCCUGGAGCUCUCCCCAUCCAACAGUUCGGGGGGCACCUACAUGUGGGACGAGGAGGGCCUGGAGCCCCUGUGCUGCACCCACCCCUGUGGGAGCUACGACUCGGACAUCAACAGCACGGACAUUCUGGACCACCUGAAGUCAUGUGACCUAGAAGAUGAUGACCUCAUGUUAGAUGUGGAUCUGACGGAAGACGUCUCACUGCAAAGUGACCCUGACGGGAUGUCCCAUUUUGAGAAUUCGGAGAGGGGUGGAAGGCAGGGCCACUGGAGGAGGAGACAGCAUCGCUGGUCCGGACCGGACCACUUCCACAAUGACAACAGAAGAGCCCUUCUCCAGCUGGGCCGCGUGGGCCCUGCAGCGAGGCCGGAUGGCCACAUGGGGGCGCUGGACCAGGUGACCCUCAGACUCAUGGCUCAGGACUGCACCUCCGUUAAAUCCCAGCUACUCAAACUGAAGAGCCUGCUGCAGUUAGAGGACGUGGGCGUGGGGCAGGAGGAGCUGCUUUCAGGAGUCCCGAGUCCAGAAUCCAGCGAGGGCACAAACACGUCCUUACAGCAGGUGGAGGAGCUGACCAGGGAGGUGCAGGAGCUGAGGGAGGAGCUGAAGAGGAAGGACAAAGCCAUCGCUCAGCUGACCCAGCAGGCGUCUGUGCCCGUCCAUGCCGUGAGGUGCCAGUGCCAGCAGAGGGCGCCAGUGUCCAGGGGAGAGCGGAGACUGCAUCAUGACAAGGCCACACAGACUCCGUGGAGAGGCCAUGCUCCUCAAAUACUACAGCCUGCCAAGCACUGCCCCAGCGAUCCCCACACCCCGCAAAGACUAGCAAGCUCAGCCCCCUCAGAGGACCGCUGUGAGCCCGCCUCCAUCGCCCGUGACAACACCCCGCCCCGGGGCCGGCCACGCCCUCAGCCCAGACCCGACGCCUCGCCAGCUGGGCGGGCGGAAGCCGAGAACCUGCUCCAGGGGCCGCACCUCAAAACUGGAGAAACGGGGGGCCCCCCCGGGGCCUCAGGGGCCCGGCUCUCGCUCGCUGCAGCCCGCAGCAUCUCAGCAGAGCGUGGUUCCCCCUCCCGCGUCCCGUGGACCCCCCGCCUCCACAGGAGGGCUCCUCUCCGCGCCCCACCACCAGAGGGCGCCGGAGUAACCCGGGGCAGGUCGGAGGGUAGGGGUGAAGAGCCCAAAACUCUGCCUCCUCCCUCCAGGGGUCUGCCCUGCUUCAGCCCCUCCCUGCCCCGUGCCCGAUUCGGACAAGUUCCAUCCCAAACGCACCCGGAAGGUUCCAGAGAAUCCCAGUGCUGUCUGCCCAACACCAGAGGUUUAGUUACCCCGAGCCACUUGCGUCUUCCCACACCAAAGAUCCCCUGAUGCUCACGCGCACACACACGCACACACACGCACACACAUGCACACACACACGCACAAACUCACACACACACAAACACCCACACACAGACACACACACACAUGCCAUUUGUGUGAAGGGUGCUGGUCGGGUUGGAUUUAGAGCACCUGUCCCAGGUGGGUUGCAGAGAGCACAUGUGGUCACCGGACACAGCCAAUCAGCAGCUAAGCAGUGUAGCUUAACACUAUUUCUGUUUAAAUACAGCUGAGCACGGUAGAUUAACACUGUUUCAGUUUAAAUAACAGCUGAGCACGGUAGAUUAACACUGUUUCAGUUUAAAUCCCACUCUGCUCUGCAUUCACUUCACAGCCAGGCUUUUGACCUGUGAGUCACAGGCGGGGGUUCCUCCCUGUCGACGUCUCAUACAGAAGCAACCCUAACCCCUGUGCAAACACAGGAGCUGUAAGAAAUUGAAUUUACUCUGGCGGAGAACGCAGGUUGUCGCUCUCUUCCUGAGACUGAAGAGUUUUGGAAGAAAUGGCUAGAUAAGACCGCGGGUGUCACGAGGGGAUUCAGAGUGGUGAAAGAGCUCCCAGCAGGGUGUUUGAUUUGCACACAAAUGAGUCCUUAAUCCAGGGCUGCGGAGAGAAGAGGCGCGGGCCUCUCUCUGGCUUUCCGUUUUAAGCCCCUCCCUGGGCCCUGUCGCUCCACAGCGUCAGACCUGCCAGGCAGCCUCUCGCCGCGCUCAAGUGUGUCCCACCUGGCAACCCUGCCGUCGGAGCGCUGGCGUCCUCCUGGAGGAGACAGCGGUGCAGACUCCCCGUGAGGAGCGCGAUGGCGUCCUCCUGGAGGGGACAGCGGUGCAGACUCCCCGUGAGGAGCGCGAUGGCGUCCUCCUGGAGGGGACAGCGGUGCAGACUCCCCGUGAGGAGCGCGAUGGCGUCCUCCUGGAGGGGACAGCGGUGCAGACUCCCCGUGAGGAGCGCGAUGGCGUCCUCCUGGAGGGGACAGCGGUGCAGACUCCCCGCGACGAGCGCGAUGGCGACUCGCGCCCUCCCUCGCUCGCUCGCCCGAGCGGGACGUCCUGUUCCUCUGUACCACCACGAGACCACGCGCUCCCACACCACAGCCCCUCUGAGGCCAGAGAGCCAGAGAACAGGCCCUGGAAAACACACCUGUCCCAGGUGAGGAGGGGGUGGAGGGGGGCCGAUGUUCACCCCUCUCAACUUGUUUUCAUUCAUUACACCUGGUUUAACAGGCUGCCAAUAGUGAAUAGUGACAUCCACUGACAGGUAAUGCCAGGUUUACUUAUACUCUGUCACCAGUAACCUUCCCCUUCUUGUCUUUUUAUAGGUUAUAAGAUUAAUUUAAAAUAAAAAUAUAUGCAAUUGUUGAAAAUAACAUGGCUAAUGUGAAAAGAUGAAACCCUGCUGACUAGCGUGUUGGUUGUCAGCACAGUGUGCAGUAAAGACGAGGGGGAGAACAGCCCAUCUGUGCUUCUGUGGAAUUGUUUAAGAUCUUUAAAUCAUCAGUAUUCCCCGGGUGUGGGGAACAGAGGCCGUUCAUUUGCAACCUCAGAUGAGUGGAUUCUGGCAAAGGCGUAAACGUGUAAUGCGAAGUAAAAGAUCGCUACCGCUCGCAUAAAUGGCCUAAUUGGUAUUGAUUUUAUUUGCCCAAUUAAUUUCUUAAUUGUAGAUUGUGCUAGAGGACAAUGAUCAGUUAGGUAAGCCCCCCCUCCUCUAUUAUUUCCAGCUUGGAUCUCACCACCAGUACCCAGGACUACCACGGUCCUGAAAGUCUGGAAAUAUUUUCACCCUGGACAGGUUGUGACACAUGGGACUGAUGGCUCUCUGUCCCUGAAAAUUAGGAAUUUCUUCAAUCUUGAAAGCAUGAGAAAUAUUACAGAUCAAGAACAAUGUGUGCCACCUGUCAUUUACUAUGAAAUCGCGGGACGGUAGUUGCUUUAAUUAUGAGCUUGCAGACUUUCACAUGUAGCUCCGUACCAGGAGUUAGUGGUGACUGCCGUUUAUGGACAGGAGCGAGUGCACGGUCGUGGGGACGCAAAAUAUUUAUAAAGCGUCGCGUGUCAGAAAGUAUCAACCGUAGCAGUGAAAUAAUUUUGGAAAAGCCUGACGUUCAUCCUUUAAAGGGUGCUGAGAGUCGCAGAGCCCGUGUGGAGGGGCUGAGUGGCAGAUCGCUCGGCUGAACGGCGUCCGCUCCGUUUCGCGAGCUCUCCGUCUCGGAUGAGGGCGUUCGGGAGCCGCUGCGCGUUUAAGGGGUGAUUUUACUCUCGUCCCUCCGUUUGAAGACCGCGGUGGAGUAAAGCGGAGGCCCGCGCCUCUCUCUCCUCUCUGCAGAGAGGCUGCGGCUCACAUCCCAAUGAGCGAGCGCUUUUGAGAAGCUGGCUUUCCGGCGCGGGUACAGUGGGCCCUGAAGUCUAGCAGCCACGGCUCGCUCACCGCGUUUAAAACUCCCUCGCUCGCCCAGGUCAGCGACACCACGCCCAAAUCCUGCAAAUACUGCAAAUACUGCAGCGCUCUUUGCACGGGGCCCAGGGUAGCGGUUACCGCGCAGGGCCUGAUGGGAUACUCGGACCUCUGGAGGGAACGGGGAGCCGGCUUUCGCCGUUCCUCCUCUCCGCCUCUCUGUCACCACCGACGUCUCCGAAAGCUCUCAAACCCAACUGACCGCCGCUGGCGUCUCCGCCGCGCCGUGAAUCCCCUUCGGCUCCGCCUCUGGCCCGAGGCGCGCUUCCUUCUGAGCGCUCUCCGGGCCGCACGGCGAGCGCGUCCAGCCCCGCGUGCGCUCGCUGACUCCCUGGUGUCGGCACGCCGGCGUGACUGACAGCGCGGAGGGGAGACCCUGUUUAGCAGAGUCGGCUUCAGGGAGCCGUUAGGAGGAGCAAUUAAGCGAGGGGGAUGAAGGAGCACUCCGGGCCUCCUCUGGGAGGGGCCGCGCCUCCCCGAAUCUCCCCAAGCCCGCUUUUAAGGAUGCGACCCUGGGGAUCCCUGCCUUCUCCCCCACGCAUCAAGCACUUCUCCCACAAUCCUCUUCCACUUGCCCUGGAUUCAUUUUCUUCUUGUUUGAAGUCGUGAAGUUUGUUUUUAAAGUUGCAUAAGUUAUUAUGAGACAAAUUUGCGAGGAAAGAGAAACUUUAUUUUGUGGAAUUAUAUUUUCCUCAGCUGUGGGUGUAACACUAUUAGAAGGCCCUUGAUUUAAUCAUGGCUUUGUGUAGCUCUGAGUUACUGUAAAAGGAACGGUCAGGAUCCUGUGAAAAUACAGGCCAUAUUUCCUAGGCCCGAGGCUGACAAAAAUGAGGUCAUCCAGUUAUUUUCCAAAAUUUUAAGUGAAACUAAUUUUAUUUAUUAUUUAAAUUAUGUAUUUAUGUUUUACUUUCUUGCUCUAAAAUGGAGUCAGUCUUUCCUGUAGAAAUGCAUGUAUAAUUUUUCUGAAUCUUUGGUCUGGUUUACGUUUUAUUUUACAAUGCCAGGCCACUCGUUUGUGGUGCAAGGCUCUGAAAAGAGUUUUUGGAUCAGAUGUUUCUGCCCAGACGAGUUCCUAAAGAAAUUACAAUCGGAUAUGUGCGAAGCUGUUUUCAAUAUGGUGGUUUGAGACCGGUGUUGGGUAGCCUUCCUGUCAAGUGUCAGUCUGUGGAGACCUGCAGUGUAUGUGUGUGUGUGUGUUUCAUUUUUAAUGGCAAGAAUGCUAGGUUUACAUGUGUGUAGGAAAGGGUGGGUUCUCGUUGAUCUAAUGAAUGAGAAGUACCUCUUUGCUAUGUAAUCUUUGCACAUUUUGGGUGGCAUUUACAGAACUGUUUAAUAAACUGGUUGAGGAAGAUAUGAUUAUGACUCAGUGUUAAAGUGUUUCUGUGAAGCCACAGUGAGAUUUGACAUUAAUGCAGGGGACAGGGAUAGGGAUGAGGACAGAGACCUUCAAGCAGUGCUUUUAAAUCCUUGUCCUGGAGAUGCACUGUGUGUGCUCUGGUUUCUGUUCCAGCUCAGAUUGUAGUUGAAGAUUAAGUUUGACAGUUACUUUUGUGAAGCUAUGCAUGAAAGACUGAGGUUGGGAGGGUGUUUGUGGCAUUGGAAUUAAGUAUUUUUAUAACACCAUUUUGUUCUUCUGUGCUCCAUAAAUAAUACACUAUUACUGAACAAAACUUUUUGAUCUACAGUUAUUCAUAUUGCCGGUAUAAGCAGUGACAGAUACUAACAAAACUAUCUCAGGUAAACCUUCAGCGACUGCAUCUUUCUAUUCGCAUAAACAUACAUAAUCACUUUUGUAUCCUGCCAUUUUCUUAGGAAAUAUUCUGAUCCUGUUCUAAUUGACUACUCUGGUAAAUGUUAACUGUCAAGCAAAUCAUGUAAUUAAUCGGUAAUUGCCAAAUCCAGCUAAUUAAAAAGUAUCUGAAAUAGGCAUGUGCAAUAUUAAGAUUCAUAUACUAUAGGCAUGCUGCAGUAUCUAUAUGCAUGGAAAGAUGUAUAUUAGGGUCACACCAUGUCACAAGAGUUUAUGUACUGUAUUUAGCUAAAACAGAAAAUGGUGAAAUUUCAUUUUUGAACAUCAAAUGGAACUUGAAAUAUUGAGUAAUUGCAAUUCCAUUUCCAUUCAUGCUGGAUAUAUUGUUCAAUAUGAAAAGAUAUUUACUCAGAUGUUAUAUGCAUAAC
This is a messenger RNA of Anguilla anguilla (European eel), 8283 nucleotides long. RefSeq names its product coiled-coil serine-rich protein 2a (gene ccser2a). The transcript is spliced from 10 exons. The coding region runs from base 838 to 3642 and encodes 934 amino acids. Lineage: Eukaryota; Metazoa; Chordata; Actinopteri; Anguilliformes; Anguillidae. Gene Ontology annotation, biological process: microtubule bundle formation. Gene Ontology annotation, molecular function: microtubule binding. The record is from RefSeq and is a predicted model, not a curated record. Gene Ontology annotation, cellular component: microtubule cytoskeleton.